AUGCCACCUUCUCCGCACUCGGACGGCGACGGAUGCAGUAGUGCCAAGGGGUUUGACUGUCUGAAAAACAAGGACUAUGACCAGGCCAUCGCCGAAUUCUCCAGAAGCAUCUUCUUGUGGCCCACCGAGGCUGCCUACUUCUGGCACAAGGCCGAGGCCUGUGUGUGCGUCUGCGACUUUGACAGCGCCAUCAUGAACUUUCGCAUGGCCCGCGACAUCCUCGCCCGCCAAGGGCAGUCUCGGCCGGUCUACAUGUCCAUCCGGUUCUCCAACGUCGCAUUUACGUGGGGGCAGAUCCUGCUCGACCACCUCCGGUUCAGGGAGGCCCUCAAGAUGUUUAUGCUCGCACAGGAGCUUGGUGGGGUGGCUCCAAGCUCGCUGCUUUUAAGGAUGGCGCUGGCGCACCUGGGGUUGGAGCAGUACGACGAAGCCAUCGAGCUCCUCUACGAAGUCACGGAGCUCCUGCCGACUGAUGUGGAUGUCAUCAUCUUGCGAGCCAAGAUCUACAAGACGCAACGGAAUGUCGACCUCGUCAACGUUGACCUCCAGGAGGCCAUCAGGCUGAGGCCCGACCAUCCUGAGAUCCCCGAGCUCUUUGAGUACGUCAUGCGAGAGGCGGCCGAUCUGAAGAACAAAGCCUCCGACCAGAUCCUCAAGGGCAGCCUGGUGAACGCCAUAUACUACCUCAACCAUGCCAUCGAGCUGGAUCCGCGCGACUGGAUCAUAUUGUUUAGGAGGUUGAGCGCCGCGCUUGCUGUGGUUGAGCGGGCCAUUCUGUUUGCCCAACUCGGGCAGAGCGACAAUGCCAUUGGCGAUCUCAACGCUGCAUUGGAGCACCCGGAGCUGGACCCAGAACGAACCCAAGAGAUUCGAAACUACCUCGGAAGCGUGUACAACAAGAUCGGAGUCGAGCAGUACCAAGCUCGAAACUACGAAGAGGCCCUCAAGAACUUCACCAUCGGCCUCCAGUACAAUCCCUACGAGUCUAUGAUUUACAAAAACCGAGCGGACUGCUACUACCUGGCUGGGCACUUGGAGCGCACGCUGUCAGACAACCUAAAGGCACUGGAACUCGAUCCCGCCGACAUUGAGUGUCGAAAGCGAUGCGGCAUUGUGCGGUUCAUGAUGGGCGAGCGGCACUUCAACCAGGGGACCUAUGUCGAGGCAAUCUAUGAAUUUACCAAGAGGAUUGAUGAGGCCCGCCAAGAUCUUGCCAGCUUGCUUCAGCUCCAUCCUGACCACACCGAGGCGAAUGCCUUGUACAUGACCUUGACCGGCGGCAGUCCACCGCUGGAUGGACUUGAGCCCUUUCCACCACAAAAGAUCAUCAAGCCCCCACCUCCCAAGCAAAGUACCAAGUCAUCAUCCAAGGCAUCCUCCAAGAUUCCGGAUACGACGACAUUCCAUGCGGAGCUUGCUCCGGCUCGCACACCAUCCUCUGCUGCUGCAUCUACCGCAUCGGGCGGACCUUCCCGGCGCACAGACGCAGGUGCUCGAAGUGGGCGGCCGCUGACAACGGCGUCUAGAGCAACGAGUGAGGGCCUAUCGUCCGGCCAUGCUGUGUCGCUUCCUGUGCUCGCCAAUGCAUCAUCCGAGGCGCCGUCGAAGAAUAGAGGGAUCAAAUCUCAAGUCGAGGCCGAUGCAGAGCCACAAACAGCCAAGAAGCCCGGCCGGAGAAGAAUGCAAACCCAGCCACCGCCAGUGAUUCAUGAGAAAGACCUGGUCUUUGGACAGAGCUAGAGGACGAUCGUCAGCAGCAGUGCGAGCCUCUGGAGCGAAAGGUCAUGGCCAGAGCGCAACAAAUCAUUGGUCGCUGAUCGAACAUCGAUGUGUCCCGAUACUUGCGUCCACUGCAAAGUCAAUAUCUUUGAUACCUAUGGCAACGGCUUUGUACAGAGAGCGGAUCCGGCUGUUGCACUCGCUGCUGCAUACUCGCUGCGGUCCAUGCGAGGUUGCUGUCUGGGCCUUACAGGCAAUCCAAUAAAAAACGGGACACCCGGGUUUUUGAC
Messenger RNA from Polychytrium aggregatum, 2009 nucleotides. RefSeq lists its product as uncharacterized. Gene Ontology annotation, molecular function: protein binding. The transcript is spliced from 8 exons. NCBI's taxonomy places the organism in Eukaryota, Fungi, Chytridiomycota, Chytridiomycetes, Polychytriales. Bases 1 to 1740 code for a protein of 579 amino acids. The record is from RefSeq and is a predicted model, not a curated record.